Molecule: messenger RNA, 327 nt
Organism: Ilex paraguariensis (yerba mate)
Lineage: Eukaryota; Viridiplantae; Streptophyta; Magnoliopsida; Aquifoliales; Aquifoliaceae
Source: the annotation of a GenBank genome assembly
AUGCCCUGGCCUGGGACAACAGAAAUGAAAAGAAAAGGCGACAAUAUAGGCCCAGGCAAGGAUGACGAGGUCAUUGAUGAGAGGCAGUUUCCAUUUACACAAAACCCACUUGCAGGGAUUCCACAUUACUCGAAACUCCCCAAUGACAAAGGAUCACAAGACUCGCAACAACAUCCAAAAGCUGACUUUGUCAACGCUACUCAGGACCGCGGCAAGCAAAUUUCAGUAGGGCUCAAAGCAGACAUUCGAAAGAAUUACUACUACCCCCCACCUUUGAGGAAAUGUGUUAUUGAGCUCCAUGAAGAGAAGUACCACAGCUAUGAUUAG